AGCUCGACGGAGCUCUUUGCGCACCUUCAGCAGUACAAGCGGACCACGGUGUCCAGCCUGCUGCAGCAGCCUGCCAUCGGCAACAUCCACCCAGCCAUACUGCAGCUCGGAAUGCGGUACGCGGAUGGCUCCAUCCGCGGCGCGAACGCGCGCUGCCUGGCGAUGCUCAAUGCGCUGUGCCAGGUAAUUCGCGACUACACCACCCCCGAGGGCAAGGAGCUGCCCCGCGACCUGCUGCGCCACCUGAACGACCACGUCAACUUUCUGGUGGUGUGUCGGCCGCUGAGUGUGGGCAUGGGCAACGCCAUCCGCCACCUCAAGCUGCGCAUCUCCACAAUCUCGCCCGACAUGCCCGAGGGCGAGGCCAAGGAGUUGCUGGAGCAGGAGAUUGCGGACUACAUAAACGCCCGUAUCGACAGCGCGGACAAGCAGCUGGUCAGCUACGCGGUGGCCAAGGUGGAGGCACAAGGAGACGUCAUCCUCACCUACGCCGCCUCACACGUGGUGCAGCGGGCGCUGGUGGAGGCGGCCGGGGCGGGCAAGUCCUUCCGGGUUGUGGUGAUGGACUCGCGACCGGAGCUGGAGGGCCGGGCCACUCUUGCUCGGCUCAUGGCGGCUGGCAUCCCCUGCACCUACGUCCACCUGAACGCCGCCUCGUACAUUAUCAGGGAGGUCACCAAGGUGUUCCUGGGCGCCGCGGCUGUGCUGUCCAACGGCACCGUCCUGUCGCGAGCCGGCACUGCGGCGGUGGCAAUGAUGGCGCACGCGCACAGCAAGCCGGUCAUGAUUUGCUGCGAGACGCACAAGUUCAACGAGCGGGUGCAGCUGGACAGCAUCACGCACAACGAGCUGGGCGAUCCGGAGGCCCUGGCGGUGGUGUCGGGAAAGCCUGAGGUCACGGCACUGGAGGGUUGGAGCGAGCACCCGCGGCUGCGACUGCUGAACCUCAAGUACGACCUGAUGCCUGCCGAGUACGUGACCAUGGUGGUUACGGAGUUCGGCAUGGUGCCCCCCACCUCGGUCCCCGUCAUCCUGCGCGAGUUCCGUCAGAGCGAGCAGACAGUGUCGGGACCGUUUUGA
This is a messenger RNA of Volvox carteri f. nagariensis, 1080 nucleotides long. It is a transcript of the gene eif2B, whose product is annotated as eukaryotic translation initiation factor 2B delta. NCBI's taxonomy places the organism in Eukaryota, Viridiplantae, Chlorophyta, Chlorophyceae, Chlamydomonadales, Volvocaceae. The record is from RefSeq and is a predicted model, not a curated record. The transcript is spliced from 5 exons. The annotation marks the transcript as partial.